Mycosarcoma maydis (corn smut) is the source of this 792-nucleotide messenger RNA. RefSeq names its product putative 26S proteasome non-atpase regulatory subunit 8. Gene Ontology annotation, biological process: proteasome-mediated ubiquitin-dependent protein catabolic process. Lineage: Eukaryota; Fungi; Basidiomycota; Ustilaginomycetes; Ustilaginales. Gene Ontology annotation, cellular component: cytosol; proteasome regulatory particle; proteasome regulatory particle, lid subcomplex. Bases 1 to 792 code for a protein of 263 amino acids. The record is from RefSeq and is a predicted model, not a curated record. The transcript has 2 exons.
AUGGACAUCAGCACGUUACACAAGUCGCUGGUGACUGCAUUUUCCUCGGCUGACUCCAAACCGGACCAAGUACGAUCGUUGCUUACCAAGCUCAAGAUCGGCUUGACGGAGAACAAUCUUCUUGUACCGUCGUCGUCGUCGGCUUCAUCCAGCGCCGAGCUGGUGUUGGCACGAGAAGUGCUUGAGAUCGGAGCUUUCUAUUCGGUGCGCAUUGGUGAUAUUGCUGCAUUCGAUCGAUACAUUUCGCUCCUCACACCUUUCUACGAUGCCUCGUUGCCUGCCUCUGCUCACUACGAACCACUUCUCGGUCUGCGACUACUACGUCUGUUGAGCUCGAACCAGAUCUCGGCGUUCCACACGCUCAUCGAAACGCUGCCUAAUGGACUUGUGAAUGGAAGCAAGUUUCUUCAACAUCCUGUAAGCCUGGAAAGGUGGUUGAUGGAGGGAAGUUACUCGAAAGUGUGGAGGUUGAGCAGAGAGGCUCCACCACAGGACGAGUAUCGAUUUUUUGUCGAUCUGUUAAUGGAUAUGAUUCGGAACGAGAUCGCUAGCUGCGAGGAGAAGGCGUACGACAGCUUGGCACUGCACGACGCGGCGACGUUGUUGUUCUUUGACAAUCUCGAACAGGUCUUGGGCUUUGCUCAGAGCAGGGGAUGGCAAGUCAACCCAAAAACCCAAGUCGUUUCGUUCACAGCUCUCAAUGCGAAUGCCACUUCAACCACAAGCAUCCCCAAGAAAGCUACCAUUGCAAACAACCUCGUCUUUGCGAAGGAGCUCGAAUCGAUCGUCUAA